UCUACACGUGGGAGUGUGAUCCGACUUCACUCACCGCGCUCGGCUGUUUGCCCCUGAUGAUCCGGUCAAGCACUCAAUCUCAUUCACCGGAUCUUGGACCAGGCCGUCCUUUCCCGAUCCAGACCUGAGCGUGUUACUUGUAGUACUGACUAGUACUAGUAGUGUGCGCACCUGCUCAGAUUCUAAAUUUAUCCUAGCCCAGAGUGUGCGUGGAGUCGACGGGAAAGAGCCGUGCUGAACCCCGGAUCGCUGACCAGACUGGUAUCCUGGACCUGGACCGUACAGCGUGAAUAGAAGGAACGUUCACCUGCAGGGGCAAGAGUCAAGGCAGGAUCAGAAAAAAAUUACCGGCCAGUUAGUAGUUGAGAGUCAAGUCCCAAAACUGCUGCGAGGCACUCUUUGUCCGAAAGAUGAGCGCGAAUGGUGCACUGCAAGUUUUGUGUUCUUUCAUGGACUGAUUUCUCGUUGAGGACAGGCCCUGGACCCAUUCCUAGCGUACGAGUCCUUCGGUCCUUGGUCGGGUAGUGUGUCAUAUCGGUAGUCUCGUGCAUCGUCCGCUCCAACUGCUUAUCGUGAACCACUAUGCUGUGGGCUGCUCGAUGGGCGAGCAGGCAGCAGCAGCGAAGCCGGACGCCGCACCAUCUCUGGCUUUCUGGCCGGGCGGACACCAUGCUGUGGACGAGCUGGCCGACGCAUCGGAGAGUUCUUCUGGUGCUAGGUCUCGCCAUAGUGAUCGUCGCCCAGCCUGGUUGGGCCGUUUCGGCUACUGAUACAAGCGCCAAGAGCGGUAGUGCCACGACGAACCCCUCAGCGGCCAGCAGUGAUCUGCCCGCGCCCUCACUUAUAACUUCUGAUUGGGAUAAGAGCGGUGCAAGUAGCAGCAGCCGAUCGACCGAUGUGCAAGGUGUAGGUGUAUCGACCGCCGGGGACACAACCGCCUAUCCUCCGUGCUUGCCCGUACCCGGAAUAUCCAACUUCGUCUGCACGGGUGACAUAGACAAUUGUGUUGUAGUCUUUGUGUCAGACCCCAGUCGGAUCUUCUACCGCUUUCACUGCGAAGAGCAGGUCAACAUUUCGGUGACUAGCGAGAUGCCUUUCAAGCCAUUCAUUCGAGAAUUCACAAUAACUAUGUCCAGAACCCUGGGAAGUGUCACUAAGAAAACAUUUGAUGAGCUGGAUAAUCUGGAAGUCCUGCGACUAACGGACGACAUAAUUGAAGCAUUUGAUGACAACGCCUUAGAGGACCUAACUUGGCUAAGUCUGCUGUCUCUCACAAACACGUAUCUGCCUUCACGGCAUCUGCCCAAUGUGAGCGGGCUUCGGUACCUUCAAGAGCUGGUGGCAACAAAUUCUGGCAUCACCAAGAUUGCGCCGGGAACGUUCCUCAACAUGCCCAGCCUGAAGAGAAUUGAUCUGUCGGACAAUUCCCUCACCCAUCUCGACCCGGACGCAUUCGAGGGCGCGUGUGAUCUUCUGACACUGACUCUGAACAAUAACCGGAUAUCAUCCAUUGACCCGUAUGCCUUCGCUCAUCUGGAUGAUCUAGAUAGCUUAUUUCUGUCUGGCAACCCGUUCACAGAGCUCCCCGACAGCCUGAUCGGGUUUGAAAACUUGCGCAUGCUGGAGCUUCGAGAAACGCCGGACCUGAAGGUGCUGCCGAAGAAGCUCUACCAGCUUCGGCACCUCGAAGCAGCGAGUAUGUACUACGAGUCGCACUGCUGUCUCUUCAACAAGCCUUUUGACGAGGAGAACAAUGACAUCGCCAGGAACCUGACGGCCUACCAAGUAUACACUCAGAACGACUGCAGGUCGUACACGCAGACGACCGUUCCGCCGACGGUGGGACGCAACGCCACCGCCGCCACCACCACGGCCGCGGGGCCGGUCACCACCGAGGAAAACCUGUUCUGUCAGCUGGCACCUUUUCACCCUCAUUGUCAGAACCUAGGACGACGGCGGAAGCGCAGGGACGCGGACGGCUUUCAGCCGGCGUGUCACGACCGGAACAGCGACGGCGAUGACCUGACCGGCCUGCGCGUCGUACUCGACCCGGUGGAGCUGUGCCGGCAGCUGGAGGAGGCGCGCUCCAUCCUGGGCGAGAUCACCAACAAGACGACGUGGACGCAGGUGUACCAGGCGCUGUUCCCGCCGACGCCCAGCCCACCGCCGGGCAAUGUCAGCGACGUCCUGGUGGGCAGAAGGCUGGUCAACUGCACACCGGUGCCCGACGCAGCGUUCACGCCGUGCGACAACCUGAUGACCUGGGUGUGGCUGCGCGUGCUGGUCUGGUGCGUGUUCAUCUUCGGCUUCGUCGUCAACCUGUUCGUCUUCCUGGUCAUCGCUUUCAGCACCAAGCGCUGGGACACGUACCGCGAGCUCACGCUGCACCUGGUGAUCGGCGACCUGUGCAUCGCUCUCUUCCUGGGCGUGCUGGCCGCUGCCGACCUGUCCACCAAGGACGAUUACGCGCAGCAGGCGCUCGGCUGGCAGAAGAGCGCCGGCUGCAAGGUGGCCGGCUUCAUGUCCGUCGUCGGCUCGCAGGUCAUCAUGACCACGCUGAUCGUCAUCACCUGCGAGCGCUUCUUCAAAAUCACGCAGCACCGCAAGCUCAAGCUGCAGUACGUGCGCCUGCUGCUCUACCUGGGCUGGCUGUAUGCCGUAGCGUCGGCCACCCUGCCACUGUUCGGCUUCAGCGACUACUCCACCGUGGCGACGUGCAUGCCGUUUGAGGCCUCCUCUCUGCGGAGCGAGGUGUUCCUGAGCUUAGUGCUGUCACUGAACGUCAUCAUGUGCAUCGUCAUCGUGGUGUUGUAUACGAAAGUCACCGUCUCCACGUACCUGAACAGCCGGCGGUUCUUCACGCACACGCGCAACAAGCAGUUCCAGGAGCACCAGUUCCGCACGCUGAAGCGCAGCGCACCGCUGGUGCUGAGCACGCUGACCUGCGUCAUCCCCAUCGCCGUCAUCGGCCUCAUGUCCGUCUUCCAGCAGGCGGCGCAGAUCGACAACCGCUGGUCCAAGGUCGUGCUCGUCAUCAUCUACCCCAUCAACUGCCUGGCCAAUCCGAUACUCUACGGCUUUGGCCGCAAGUCCAUGUUCUACGACCACAUGUUCGAUUUCCUGCACCGGCGACUGGGCUUGUGCGGGAAGAAGUUCCACCACCGGCGCUCCAUGGUCUUCUUCCACAGCCCGAGCAACAGCCGGCGCGGCAGCAUCGACAGCACCACCAGCAGCAUGUCGGCACUGCGCCGCGGUCUCAGCAUGCCCAUGGCCAUGAUAACACCGCGCACCGCCGGCCUCCCGGCACCGUUCCGACGCUCGUCCUCCGACAGUGCCAUACAGCCGCACAGCGCGGCCAUAGCUGCACUCCGCGGCGGUCCAGUCCCCGGCCACGGUGCAAGGACACCGGAUCGCGAUAGUGCCUACAGUAGCAGCAGCGGCAACUCAGACCGGCUGGGGCGCUGCUUCCCGUGCAUAGCGUCACGUGAGCGUCGGCGCUCUACGCGCGAGGAGACGGACCUGGCCGAGCAGUUUGCCAUGCAGUUCGCCGCCUCCAUGUACGGCGGGGGCGCCCGGCCGUCCACCGACACGCAGCUGACCACGGUGACCAGCCGCAGCGCGCUGCACUACCACAGCAGCACGGGCAGCGCCAGCAGUGACCAGGAGGAGAAUGGUGACGUGGGCCAUGCCGCUCCCAGUGCUGGUGGUGGUCAUGAGUUUGGACGUCAGCUCUCGAGUCCGCCGGUGGAACGGCUGCCUGUCGUAAAAGAGUACGAAGGGUACGUGGUCGAUCCAACAGUGCAGCAGAUUGAAUCUAGCUUAUAGCACAUGCAACUACUAGAGAGUUUAUUGACAAGGCUAGCUGUUAGUAUCGUUAUUGUCACUAGGCUGUGCUUGACCCAAUUAGAAGCUUUUGUUCACUUUUCCCUUUGCCUUUCCCUGAAUUGCGGCCUAGUCUACAGGAGUAGUAGUGCAGGUACCGACGCUUCUGCUUCAAGUCAAUUGAGCCGAUCUAUCACCUAUCGCUUAUCGCAAACUAGUAUUGUUUGUCCCUUCCUGUCCUCUAUAAGACCAUGAUUUAUAUCCGUUACGUUGAUGCGCCGAUAAACGAUUCCUGGCAACAGAUAGGCGACCCUGCCCUGCAUAUAUUUUCGAACAGAGUGUUCUUGAGAGAUAGCGAAUGGAUGUAAUCUAAAGACUAUUGACUAUCUAAUAGAACUAUAUCUGUAAGCGCGGAUGCUAAGAUCCGGGGCUAUCGGCGGACUAGCACACCUAGGAAUGAUAGCGUGGAUUGCGCAACUCUUAGGUAACAGCCGCUGUACAAUGCGCCCAUGGACGCACUGGCCGCGAAGUGCUCGCGCUCCCCAGUUUUCUCUCAAUUAUCUCUGAUUCUUCUGCACUGUUGGUGCAAAGAGCAAUCCCUUUCCUCGCCGUACACCCAUUCUAUUUCCCUUGAUAUCAACCUGACAUCUGCAUAGUAUAAUUAUGAGAGAAAUAUGUUUUUGUACAUGUAUUUACAGAAAAUCUUACAUCACUAUUUUACCUUCACUAUUGAGGAGAAAUAUUUUUUUCGAAUGGAACUACAAUGUUGAGAGAGCUCAAUGAAAAAAUUAGAUUGCUUUUUUUUU
Messenger RNA from Sycon ciliatum, 4628 nucleotides. Its product is annotated as lutropin-choriogonadotropic hormone receptor-like. The transcript is spliced from 12 exons. Gene Ontology annotation, biological process: activation of adenylate cyclase activity; adenylate cyclase-activating G protein-coupled receptor signaling pathway; hormone-mediated signaling pathway. The coding region runs from base 583 to 3825 and encodes 1080 amino acids. The record is from RefSeq and is a predicted model, not a curated record. Gene Ontology annotation, cellular component: plasma membrane. Lineage: Eukaryota; Metazoa; Porifera; Calcarea; Leucosolenida; Sycettidae. Gene Ontology annotation, molecular function: protein-hormone receptor activity; protein binding; G protein-coupled peptide receptor activity.